GCCUCCAAAACCUAACGGGCUUUUUGUUCAGAGUUUCUGGUUUUAAUAAGGAGACAUGAGGAUCUUAUAAAGCACAUCUGCUGUGCUAUUUUCUGUUCUCCGCAGGCAUGAAAUAGUCCACGGUGGAAAGAAAAGACGCAGGAGGUGGUCACUGUGCGCUGCCCCUCUGGGGACGUUCGAGCUCCUCCGCACGUGGACUCCAUCCUUCUGGUCCCAGUCUCUCCAUCCCACGGGUUCACGAGAUGUGGACCCUCCAUCCUCGCCUCACGGAGGGCCACGUGACCCAGGUUCUGCGAGGGAGCAUGUGAUCCAAGUCGGCCAAUCAAUGGCGACCCCGAGACUUUGGCUGGAGUGACGGGGAAUUUUAGGAGGGGCCCACUGAACCACCAGGGUGAGUCUGGGGUCCCUGGGGCCACAAUGGGGGAGCCUGGCGAGGACAGAAGCCAUCAAGGAGGAAAAGAGAAACCAGAGGCAGACACCUGAUAUUGUCCAGGCGCCCGGAUCAAGCCACACCUGAAGGCACUGCCCUGAACUUUCCAUAUGCUUUUCCUUACUGAUGGCUCCACCCAGUUUGACUUGGUUUUUCUGUCACUCGGAGCCAACUGUCUUCCUAGCUGCCCUUACACAACACCUUUCCAACAUUCUGCUUGUUGGGGUGUCAGGCCCCAGAGGUUACAGGGACGGAUAAGGGUGUCAGGUAACUUUCCUCCCAGCCCCAUGCGACCUUCUCUCCUAGUUGGAGGAGGACUAGAAGGGAGGCGAAGAAGGCUGAGGAAGCGGUUGUUUACACACUGGCCUCCAGCUGCUAUUAUUGUGAAACUUCAGGCUGGAAGGACAUUCUGGGUGGGGAAGAGACUGGGAUGGGGGCUGGGGGGUCCAACCUGAGGGGCUGCCCCCACCAGGGUCAGCAUGGGGCCAGACCCCCGGAGGCAGGAGGGCCCCCUGUGGCCUGUCUACUGGUGCAAGUCUGGCAGGAGAUGACCCGCCCCUGGGGAGGGUGGGAGUUGGGCCACAGUUUCCCCUUUCCCCAGCUGGGCGGCUGCCCGCCGCAGAGAGGCCCGUGGGAGCCACCCGCCCCUCCGCCCUCAUAAAAGCACCCAGGGGCCAGCCCGGGCCAGCGUCAAGGCCACAGCGGCUUCGCCAUGCGCAGCCCAGCGCUCCUGGCGGCUCUGGUGCUCCUAGCCGCGGCCCUGUGCGCGGCACAGCCCCGAGGCCGGAUCCUGGGGGGCCGCGAGGCCGAGGCCCACGCGCGGCCCUACAUGGCGUCGGUGCAGGUGGACGGCCAGCACCGGUGCGGGGGCGUCCUGGUGGCCGAGCAGUGGGUGCUGAGCGCCGCGCAUUGCCUGGAGGACACGGCCGAAGGGAAGGUGCAGGUGCUCCUGGGCGCGCACUCCCUGUCGCAGCCUGAGCCCUCCAAGCGCCUGUAUGACGUGCGCCGCGCAGUGCCCCACCCGGACAGCCGGCCAGACACCAUCGACCACGACCUCCUCCUGCUGCAGCUGUCUGAGAAGGCUGUGCUGGGGCCUGCCGUGCGCCCCCUGCCCUGGCAGCGCGUGGACCGCGACGUGGCACCCGGCACUCUCUGCGACGUGGCCGGCUGGGGCGUGGUCAGCCACGCGGGCCGCCGGCCAGACCGCCUGCAGCACGUGCUCUUGCCGGUGCUCGACCGCGCCACUUGCAACCUGCGCACCUACCACGACGGCACCAUCACCCCGCGCAUGAUGUGCGCGGAGAGCAACCGCCGCGACAGCUGCAAGGGGGACUCCGGGGGCCCGCUGGUGUGCCAGGGCGUGCUCGAGGGCGUGGUCACCUCGGGCUCGCGAGUCUGCGGCAACCGCAGGAGGCCCGGGAUCUACACUCGCGUGGGCAGCUACAUGGCCUGGAUCGACGGUGUCCUGGCCCAGGACAAGGCGGCCUGAGGAGGGUGUCCAGAGCGUCCGCGGUCACCUUGGGGGGCCCGAGCAAUAAAGUCAUUCACUCCUGCA
Molecule: messenger RNA, 1985 nt
Organism: Microcebus murinus (gray mouse lemur)
Lineage: Eukaryota; Metazoa; Chordata; Mammalia; Primates; Cheirogaleidae
Source: RefSeq, a predicted model, not a curated record